AUGAGCCACCUGGCGAUGGACAAUUGCGUCGCUUCCGUACGCCCCCACGACUUCUCGGUUUGCCAAAAAUCCUUCAGUCACCAAGGUAACCUCAGAGCUCACAUGCGCAUCCACGCGGACAACAAGCCCUUUGUUUGUUCCGAAUGUGCUCGGGCCUUCAACUCGAAAGGAGAUCUUCACGAUUGCUCGCACGUGGACAAGCCCCACAACUGUUGCGUGUGCUCGCGAGUUUUCAAGAAAAAAGGCCAUCUCACGCAACACAUGCGCGUCCAUACCACCGACAAUAAGACUUUUUCGUGCUCCUUGUGUCCUCGAGUUUUUCCGAAAAGCAGGGAUCUCACGAGACACGUGCGUACCCACGCGGUGGAUGAGCCCACCAAGAGGUGCAGGCAAGUUUUGGAAAAAGCUUCGCCCAGCUGUACGAGUUCCCAAGCCGAUCCCCCAAAACGUCACAAUACAACCCAAAAACGGGAAAAGCGCUUCGAGUGCUCUGUGUGCCAGGCUUUUUUCACUACCACUGGUGGUCUGAGGGUUCACCAGCGUACCCACACGGGCGAGCGCCCUUAUCGGUGCUCCGAUUGCCAAAAGACCUUUAUCACCGUGGGCCAUCUUAGGAACCACCAGCUCUCUCACUCGGGCGAGCGUCCUCAUCGCUGCUCGGUGUGUCGAAAAGACUUCGUCAGGGCCCAAAGUCUCCGGGCCCACAUGCAGUGCCACGAGGUGGAGGGUCGCCACGAGUGUCCCUUGUGUCGGAAGAAAUUUCGCAGGAGCAACUAUCUCAAAGUGCACAUGGGCGUCCAUUCGGGGGAGAAACCGUACGGUUGCUCGGUGUGUUUCAAGGAAUUCAGACAACCCUGCCACCUCAAGAGGCACAUGCUCACUCACACGGGUGAACAACCCUACGAGUGCUCCGUUUGCUCAAAAACCUUUAAACAGAAAAUUCAUCUUUCGCUGCAUGUGUUCAGUCAUCAUAAGUGGGGCCAGCCAGUUCAUGGGGAUAUUGGACAAACUCGCGGGUGA
Molecule: messenger RNA, 1020 nt
Organism: Copidosoma floridanum
Lineage: Eukaryota; Metazoa; Arthropoda; Insecta; Hymenoptera; Encyrtidae
Biological process (GO): regulation of gene expression
Cellular component (GO): nucleus
Source: RefSeq, a predicted model, not a curated record